CGGUCUUCCAUUGAUCACCGCUAUCCCCGCCCAACUAGUCAGUACACGAUGCGCUACGCAUCCGCACCAGAAAGUGAAUAGCUCCCAAAUCGAUCGUGUUUACUUUUUAUGUUUAUCUGAACGCUAGGCACUUGUAUUAGUUUGUGAGACAAUUGCUCAACUGUUCUGGGGACCAUAUCUUCGGAAUUCCGUGAGAGUUUUGCGAGGGCAGCCAUGAUUUUAACACAUUUGGGAUAUCUCUUGGUUCUACUUUGGAUUCGUGAGGUUACAGUUGAGAAAGGUUGUACUAAAGCUAUCGCGUUUACUUUGCAUGACAUAAUAAUGUGACACCAGCUCGUACAUUUUCUGAAUGCAAAACAUGUUUUCGGAAAACUAGGAUUUCCUUUCGAUUUCCCAAAACCCACGUGAAUAUACCCACUGUCAAUUUAAUAUUAUUUUCUGCUAAAAUUGAAGUAGCCUAUUAAUCUCAUGUAAAUGUUGAAUUGAAUAUUUUCGCAUGCUAAAUUUAACAUGGCAUAUCAUUAUUUGAUUUGAUUUUGAUUAGGCCUAAUUAAAAAGUAUGUUACUAGUUUUACUUGUUUGGCAUGAUACUUUGCCCCCGUGAAUCAUAUCGUUGUGUAAGCUAACAGUUUAUGGAUCACGCAUAGCUAAAAUAAAGCCUUUGGUUUUCUCGUAGUCAUACAUACAUUUUACAGAGCUCUUUUGUCAUUUCUUCAGUCCUUCCUCAGCCGCUCGACCUGUCAUUGACCUGGUAUAAUGAAUUUUGUGUAAAGCUGUCGUGGAAUGCACCAAGGGAUUUGGACGCGUCAUGCGAAGUGAAAUACAUGUUCGAUGUUACACGCAAUGGACGGCUCCUCGCAUCCGAAAGAAAGAUGAAGACAGAGUUUGAGAGAUGUCUUUCUCUGGAGGGAGAUGUACAUUUUUCAGUGCAAACCGAGUGCAACAAAAGUUCAAGAAGCCAACCUGUUGUUUACACCAUUGCUGCUCCAACAGAAUUGGUGAAGAACUUCUAUUGUUUCAUAAACUCUACUGUGGACAUGAACUGCAUGUGGAUUGCAGCUGAUCAGGCCCCAGAAAACCUUCACCUCUACUACAGCUAUGCCGAAACCAGGACAACUGUGAGUAACUUAUCAAGAUGCAGUGACUACCUACACAGAGAGGGUAAGAAGACAGGAUGUCACAUCAGAGGACAUUUUGGUGCACUUGUCUUCCUCCAGGUCAAUGGGACUGUCAACGGUUCAUCUUUAAGAAAUACCUUCGAGGUCAGUCCAUUAUAUAAUGUCAAGCCUGCAGCCCCUAUGGUUAACAUCACAAAGGAAGGGACGGAACUCAAUCUGAGCUGGGACUAUCCAGAAAUCGGUGCUACCUAUUGCUGGGAUUACAUCUUAAACUAUAGCAAGUGUAAAGAACAUCUGAAUAAGUUGAUAGAAUCGAAACAACCGAAGGCGAACAUACCGUAUGACCCAAGAUGCCAGUACAGAGUCCAGGUUAAAGCAGUAUAUUCCAAGGACUGUGGGCUGGGUGGGAGUGACUGGAGCAAAGUGGCAGUCUAUGGUGAGGAUGAGUGGUCAAAUAUUGUGAUUGCCAUCGCCAUUCCAUCCUCAGUCUUCUUAUUAGUCAUCCUGUUUUUUUGUUGUUUAAUGAAGCACAGAGAAAAAAUGUUUCCCAAGAUUCCACAGCCGUCAUUGAUUUUCAAGGACAUUCUGAACAGCAGUAAGGAACAGAAGACCUUCAUAGGGAAUCUCUAUGUCCCAGUUGAGGAGGAUGUGGAAUGUAAGAUCAGCCUGGAGAACAAGCCACCUCUUCCCAUAAUGCAGCCUGACUCCUGAGUGACGACACAUCCCGUAGUGAUAACUGUUGUACAGACAGCUACAGAUACUGUCUGACCAGGGAGACAUGUUACUUCAGUUUCAUUGACCCUGAAAGCAAGCUUUCUUAAGGUGGAACCAAACUGCACUGCUGAUGAGUGUCAGGAAUUGGGAUCCGCAAUCCAUGGACCACCUUAAUGAGUUAUAUACAGAAUGGACGGCAUUUCCUCUGGAACAGUCGUGAGGUGUUGACUGUCAGGACUAACUUACAGGCUCUUUGUGUUGGAAAUGAUGUUUGUGUGUGUGUCUGUAUGUUUGGAAAUAGACUGUUGGAAAAAUAACUCUUGAAACUCCUGCAUCCCAUGGCUUGAGUUCAAAGGAUAUCAGAAAGACAGUUCUGGUAACAAAGAGGGGCUGGUCUCAACCGUCACUCCCCAACAAAUUAUGUUUAUUGCUGGGCAGGACCCAGAAGAGGCUCCCCCGGCUUUAUCUCACCAGCCAUCCCAGUUGAACAUGUACUGAUUUAGGCGACAAAGGCAAAGAAAAGGUUAAACCAGUGAUCCUCUGUAUAUUGGGUGUCCUUUUGCCAUAAAUCCUUUGGCACAGGCUUUAGUAAAUUUUUAUACUGGUAGGCUAAAAUGACUUGAUGUUGAAAAUGGAGAGCGUCUGUGCACAUAAAAUGUGUAAAAUAGAUUAGAUAUUGUAUUUAUUUUUAUGAGUUCAAUCCAAAGUACGGUCACGUGUAUUUUGAGUUGUGUGGGUCAAGGAAAUAUAUUGUACAAACCACUGGUAAAA
Esox lucius (northern pike) is the source of this 2603-nucleotide messenger RNA. RefSeq names its product granulocyte-macrophage colony-stimulating factor receptor subunit alpha-like. Gene Ontology annotation, molecular function: protein binding; cytokine receptor activity. The record is from RefSeq and is a predicted model, not a curated record. Gene Ontology annotation, biological process: cytokine-mediated signaling pathway. Lineage: Eukaryota; Metazoa; Chordata; Actinopteri; Esociformes; Esocidae. The transcript is spliced from 9 exons. Bases 825 to 1829 code for a protein of 334 amino acids. Gene Ontology annotation, cellular component: external side of plasma membrane.